Xyrichtys novacula (pearly razorfish) is the source of this 2306-nucleotide messenger RNA. NCBI's taxonomy places the organism in Eukaryota, Metazoa, Chordata, Actinopteri, Labriformes, Labridae. The record is from the annotation of a GenBank genome assembly.
CCCAUCUUUGUUUGUGUGUGAAACGAGGUGAGCAGGGUGCAGCAAUAUCAAUAGAAUGCAGACGGGGGAGAAGAAAAAAACAUGGGACUCGAUUCGUUUCAGGCGAGAACAGUAAGUGCUCUAUCACUGCCAAAUGCUCUGUCUUUGUCUCACAUACAUGUGCAGUAUUUAUUGUGCUGUCGAGAUCCACUUUUAUAACCAUCAUCAUCAGUCUGUUAUUUCUCUUCCCCAGCAUGACGCAUUGGCAAAAGGGUCACCCAGUUAUUUUCCCACAUCUGCACACAGACCACUGGAGCAAAAUGAAAACAACGGUGAAGUGAUUACAAAAACAAUAACCUUUAAACUCAAAGCUAUUUAUCUGAAAAAAUUACAAAUACCUUUGUAGUUGUGUGAAACUAUGCCAAAUUAUUUCCAUCUAGGUUCCAGUUUAUCUUGCAUCAGUUCCUGUUGCUUUGUUAGAAGACAGAGGUUUGUGAAAGUUACCCAGUUUCACAGCUUAUAUCUUUGGUGGCCGAGAACCGCCACUGCUGCAAAUAAAAAAAGAAUGCAAAAAAAAGAGGUCACAACAGAUGUUACCAAUGCAAAAAAAAAAAAAAAAAAAUCGAAGCCCGCUGCAAAUAAAAAAUAAACUGUGCAGAUGAAAAAAAAAAAAAAGCCACAACAGAAGUUAAUGACGCAAAAAAAAAGUGGCGAUGGAAAAAAAAGUAUAUUGACUCAGGCGCUACAUAGCCUAAACAUAAAAAAGAACACAAAGUGAAAUUAAACAAUAAACUUUCCACUUACUUCUUUGCUCGUCUUUUCACUGUCGUCUUCUGUGCCUAGAUCGUAAAACACCGGUGCAUCAUCAUUAUUGGUCGCUGGCAGCUCACCUCCUACGUGGCUUUUUUUAUUUGCAUCCUUUUAUUUUUGCAGUAAGUGUACUUUUUUUUGCAUCGCCGCGUUUUUUUUGCGUUGUUAACUUCCAUUGUGACUUCUUUUUUUUAUCUACACCGUUUCUUUUUUAUUUCCAAUGGGCUUCGGUUUCUUUUUUUUUUUGCAUCAGUAACUGCUAUUGUGGUUUUUUUUUUUUUUUUUUUUUGCAUUCCUUUUUAUUUGCAGCAGUGGCAGUUCUCGGCCACUGUAUAUAUCAAAUUAAAAACCAGCAAAGAGAGAGUCUUGUUUAGAGGGUGUUGUUUCUUUGUUUUAUUGCAUACUUUAAAGUAUUUGACUCACACAAAGAAGGAGGAGAAGCUCAACACCACACAACCACCAGGAGCCCAUUACCUCCUCUUACCUGUGAUGAAGACGAUAAAUCUGGUAGGCUUCUGCAAGAUUCUGGUAGGAAUCAUACAAACAUGAUUUUGUAUACAGCCAUUUGUUUCUCUAUCUUUUCAUGAUCGACUGUUCUUCUGUAGGCAUGCAUCAGAGCAAACCAAGCACCUCUCCUCAAAACAUGCCCCAGUACAGGAAUGUAUACAAUGACCGUGCCAGAAGAGACUUCUGCUAUUGGUUCAUUGACAAGAGGGGCUUGGCAUGUAUGUACUAAUUCAAACCCUGACUGCAUAAGUAUGUCACCCAUGCUAUAAGUACUGCUUUGGUGUGAUAUUCACACUGAGCCAUGGUAAACAGGUGUUAGAUCCAACUCAUAAAUCUUUUGCAUUGCUGACCCUAAUUCGACCAACAAACAGGUCACUUCACACCUCCCCACUCUGUCCUACUGUCUGACCUGGUGAACUGGUAAAAUAUCAACACUUGUUGAUAAUUAUUCUCACCCAACAAUUCCAGAAAUUUAAGUCUGGAUGCAGAUUAUAUUAUUCAUGUCUGAACUUGUAAUAAUGAUCAGAAUCGGAUGCAUUUAAGAAUAGAAAUAGAAAUUCCUCUCCAUACUACAAGCAGUAUCUUCAAGUGUGGCAACAAUGUGUCUUUGGUUUGAAAUAAUAGUUAACUUAUUUAUUGAUUUACAAAAUUAUCAGAACAUCAAUGAACCUUUAUUUCUUGCUGACAGGUAAAGGACACAGCUUUGGUGCCUACAAAACCUACCUUGGAUUACCGAAGGUCUAAGAAGUGUCACAAAUCAGCAUCUUUAACAUUCUGACCCCCUUUAAAAAAAUACUCUGUAAUUAAUUAAUUCUACUUGAAGGUGAGGACUCAUUUAUCCCCCCCCACCCCCCCCCCCCCAACACAAGUGUAUCCAUGUUUAAAAAGUUGUCAAGUUUAUCCUUUUACUCUUUGGAAUAUAAUAAUUAUAAUACUUUGGCAUUUAAAAUUGUAAGUAGAACACUACAUUACAUUGUUUUAGUCUAAAUAAAAACUCUAUGAACAUCUCA